Molecule: messenger RNA, 1044 nt
Organism: Chanos chanos (milkfish)
Lineage: Eukaryota; Metazoa; Chordata; Actinopteri; Gonorynchiformes; Chanidae
Gene: lrrc69
Product: leucine rich repeat containing 69
Exons: 9
Coding region: 1-1044 (347 amino acids)
Cellular component (GO): cytoplasm
Molecular function (GO): protein binding
Source: RefSeq, a predicted model, not a curated record
AUGGAAAAAAAUCUGGUUAUUCGGGCUUUAAAGGCGAAUGCAAAGUCAUUCAGUUUGAGUUGUAAGAAGAUUAGCUACGUUCCUAAGUCGAUUGCGAGACUAACCUGCAUUUUGACUCUUCAACUGAACAAUAAUUGUCUUUCAAGUUUGCCUCUCGAGCUGAAGUCAUUACACCAGCUGACUGAACUCCACCUGGGAAACAAUGCCUUUGAGGAGCUUCCAGUCGUUCUGAAGCAUCUGAACAGUCUGAGAAAACUUUAUUUGUUUAGAAACAAAAUUACGACUUUGCCCUCCGAGGUGCUCGAUGGACUUCCAAAUCUUGUGCUUCUUAAUCUAAACCAUAAUAAAAUCAGAGUCAUUCCACCAGCUAUAAAAAGUCUUGUUUGUCUGGAAACUAUUAGUGUUACAGACAAUCAGUUACAGGAGCUUCCAGCUGAACUGGGCUCACUGAGGAAACUCACUGAGAUUAAUUUCACUAAUAACAAACUGACUCGAGUUCCACAACAACUCUGCAACUUAUCAAAACUAACUGAGCUAUAUUUGGCAAGAAACAAUUUGACAGAACUACCAGAGGGGGUCCUUGGAUGGACAAGUCUGAGGGUUUUAGACAUUGCUGGCAACAAUCUCUCUAUGUUUCCUGUUGAUUUCCAGCAGCUUCCUUUGGAAGAGCUGCUAUGUGAGGGAAACGAAUUUGUCCAGUGCGAGUUACUGGAAUCCAAGCAGGAGAGGGAAGUACUCUCAUUAAAGGAGCAUGCAGCCAGGAUUGUUCUGAAAGAAGACAUGAAUAAGUUCUCAGUGGUUGCCAGAUCUCUGCCACUUUAUCCAGAACUGGCCCACAUGCUGUCUCACAGGGGCAAGUGUGCACUCUGUUUCCAGCCUUUUCUCACCACUUGGCUGGAGUGUGUGCAGUUCAUCAACCUGAAGAAAGACAUGGGAAUGAAAAAGAACCUGACUGUACCUGUCCGAGCCCUGCUGUGUUCCUACUCGUGCUUCAACAAGCGUGGCCAUUCUUUCUAUGGAUUGGUGAAAUUGCAUACGGAAUGA